AUGAAAUUUGCCUGUUGUUCAUCUUCAAAAGGAUAUUUUACUGCUACUGUUCUACUACAGGUUUGCAGCAUUUUUUAUGGUGUCAACAUCAGGUAAGAAUACUAUGUUUUUACAUCUGAAGAAACGAAGGUCAAUUUGCAGUAAAUUGAGAUUUUCUACUACCACGGACAACGUUUAAUCUAUUACAACCGUUUCUAGAAUGCCUUUAUCAAAGCAGAAAACGUAUGCCAGAUUUAAUGUUGGUAAAUAUAUCAAGCAAGCAAAAACCGUAAGAGACAACUUAUCAGAGUGCAAUGAGAAUAUUCGGAAAGAAAAAUUAAAGUACGAAGUUGGUAAAGCUAAACUGAAAAGACUUCAGUUAAAGGUAAAUGAUUUAGAAAGUUUGGAUACCAUGCAUAUUUUUUUAAAUGUGUAUUGCCUAUAUGGCUUUUUACUUUGAACACAUGAACUGUUUUCUCCAAGAUAUAUAGCAGCAGAACUGGUUAAUAAUUAUUAACAAUUAGGGCAUGUUGUAUGGAGCAAGCCAGCAUGUGUACACGAGCUAGCUUGCUUGCUGAGAUCUAAUGUCGAUAUGUAAGGCAAAAAAAAAAUGUGGGUUUCCGGUUUCUUCUUAUAAAAACUUAGGUAGGGUAGGUCGGUUAACUUUUUUUAAAACUUUUUUUUUAAAUUUUCCUAACAACCGGACGCCAUUUUGUUUAGUCAGUGCUUCCACAUCCAAAGAUAAAUUUUCCUAAUAUUGCCUCAAAUUUCAAUUUUCCACAAACUUUUUCCUGUAAGUAGAAACACUUACAGGCAUGAUCCAAUAAAAAAGUUUAGGGUCGGGAUUUCGACGUCCAAAAGCUAGGUAGGGUCGGGAAACCGGAAACCCACAUAUUUUUUUUUUGGCCUAAUUCAUAGUAAUAUUUAUCUUGCAUUUAGAGCUAGCCCACCUAGGGAGAUCUCACUUUGCGCUCUUGUUCUAAAUAAGAUUUUCUCAACAGCUUUCAAUCUUUAAAUGUCUUUGUGAAUGAUUAUGUGGGCUAUAAUCGUGAAAGUUGUUUGUGAAAGUGAGAAAAUAUACACUAUUUAUAGCGGUGAGCAAGUUGUUUGUUUUGGCUAGCCAGCCUGCCUGAUGUAAACACAAAAUGAAAUCAGCCCAGCAACGCGAGCUAGCUUGGGUACCCAGGCUGGCUCACCUCGGCAUAUAAACACCCCCUUAGUAAACUUUCAAAUGAUAAAAUCCUUUUUUAUGGCCAGGUGAAAACAUUUAUUUUAUCAAUUUCAAAUAUUUUCUAUGUAGAUAAAUGAGACAAAUGCAAAUGUAGCCACCCUUCAACAAGGUCUUGGGGAUGAAAACACAGAAAUUUCUUGCAAAGACCAGUUCCUUUCAUCCAUUUCUGUGUCGAGAAGAAGAAAGCAACCGAGUAAUGAAAACAUGACAAUCCGGACCAAAGUAAGGAGAACUAAAGAAACCUAUAAUGCUGCCUUGGAAAUCCAUGGAGGUACAGAGGAAAAUUCAAGGCCAGCAGCAUAUGGACUUGUGUAAACUCUUCUCAGUGAGUUCUCGAAUGGUAUUGCUGCUUCAACUAUAUGUAAGAAGCCUAAGUUAGCUAAGAACAUUGCUGCGAAAGUUCACAAGGAUGCUUGUAUCACAUACGAGAACAGUACAGACAAUAUGCUCAGAAGUGUUGCAGUCUAUUAUACUAUGGGUGUAAUGGGCAAACGAAAGUAUAUAAGAGUACGUAAAGCUCUUUCAUUUAAAAAUGCAUCUGCAUCUAAAGUCACUAAAUUGAAAAUAGCAAAGUGUUCUGUUGCUUCCUUAGUGCCAUAUUAUAAGCUUGUGAAAUACCUAAAUGGUUUAGACAUAGGCAAUUUGUAUUCUGUUGAGGAAGAGUUGUGCCAAAAUUUCAAUGACACUGACAACAUAAGUGGUUUAUUCCGUGAUAUUAAGGAGUUUCUCCCAAAGUUGGCAGAAUUUUAUCUUAAAAUGUAUAAGUCUGAAGACUUUAACUGGUUUGGCCAGCCAUAUACUUUUAAGGUGGCUAUUGGGGGUGAUGGAGCACCUUCUGGCAAGCAUGACCAAUCAUGUGCAUGGCUGAUUAGCUUUCUAAAUAUUGGUAAGCGCUUUCUAAGUAGUGAAGAUAACUUUUUAAUCUUCAGAGCCAACUGUCCUGAAACCUGUGAUGCAGUUAAGACAUAUAUUUGCAAGCUUGUUACUGAUAUUCAGUACAUGGAGACAAAUGUUUUCAAAGUAAAUUAUAUCAAUGUAAAAUUCACAUUUUCGGAACUUCCAACGAUAUGAAAAUGUUAUGCUUUUUAGCGGGUGAGCGGAGUAAUAGCGCAACAUACUUUUCAACAUUUGGAACUGUUUCUGUUGCUGACAUGGCUAACCUAAAUUUCAGUUUUGGUCAAGCAAAAAAUUGUGAAUGGAAUCCAUGGAAUUAUGACAAGCAUUUGUUGGUAGUUAAGCAUGUUGAGGCAUUGAAGAAAAAACUAGAGAAGGCAAAGGGUUCAGAAAAAACUAAGAGAGCUAAGAUAACAUCUUUAAUUGCACAAAUGCAGUCCAGGCAAGAGUUUGUACCUAGGAUAGGUAGGUUUAUUGACAGGGCGCAUGUCGAACUGCUGCAUUUAAAAAACAAUCUCUGCACCUUAAUGCAUCGAAAAAUUCUAGAAUAUGCUAUAGGGGUUUCUAAACUUCCUCAAAAUGUAAAUGUUUGUAAGGAUGUAGUUCCGGAAUCACCUUUUGCUAGGUUAAUUCGACAGUCUCAAAACUAA
Molecule: messenger RNA, 2754 nt
Organism: Paramuricea clavata
Lineage: Eukaryota; Metazoa; Cnidaria; Anthozoa; Malacalcyonacea; Plexauridae
Source: the annotation of a GenBank genome assembly